CUUGUAUCCAAAGACCGCCACGCUGCAGAGAUUUUCACCCUACACACUCCUGCAUGUACACACAUACACUCUCUGCAGUCUGAAGGCAGCGAGCGGGAGAAACAUGAAAUAUGGUGGUUCGGGCGUCGGCAGUUGACAAGAAGCCGGUGCCGGAAGUAGAAUAGGCGACUGAGUGACACUGUCCUGACUAGCAACUGCGGAGCUGGUGAAGGGGAAGAAGUAAGGCCAUGUACGCCACCUCUCAGCACGCCAACACGGCAUGGCGCUUUGUAUUUCCCGCCCGACUGCCGGCUGGUUCUGCUGCUCAUCAUCGCCUCAUCUUUUCAUUCUGCUUGUUUUGGCCUUGUGUCGCCGUCCUGGACGAACCUCAACCAAGUGGUCAGUUCAAGAUCAGCAGGGCAUCGCGUUCUUGGGGAUGGGCACGUUGUCGCGGCAAGAUAGAUAUGGUGUUGCCUAGUUCUGUCCGCCGCUGUGCCUCGCGCUUUGUGAAAGCCACCACGGAGUGACAGGCUUUGGGAGAGCAGAUGCGAAGGGCAACAAGAUGCGGCACGCGCUGUUCGGGCCCGCGCCUCUUCUCGCACAGGGUUACCCUGAAGGACUUCGUGAUGCUCAGAGGGUCACACGUGCGGUGUGCAAUGUGAAGAAACAAAACUCUCAUCAAGCAAUGCAUUGUGCGCGAAUCUUUGAUGCAGUAAGCAGAAAAACCAUCG
Tilletiaria anomala UBC 951 is the source of this 710-nucleotide messenger RNA. RefSeq lists its product as uncharacterized. The transcript has a single exon. The coding region runs from base 228 to 506 and encodes 92 amino acids. The record is from RefSeq and is a predicted model, not a curated record. NCBI's taxonomy places the organism in Eukaryota, Fungi, Basidiomycota, Exobasidiomycetes, Georgefischeriales, Tilletiariaceae.